Messenger RNA from Megalobrama amblycephala (Wuchang bream), 1448 nucleotides. It is a transcript of the gene pelo, whose product is annotated as pelota mRNA surveillance and ribosome rescue factor. Gene Ontology annotation, biological process: nonfunctional rRNA decay; nuclear-transcribed mRNA catabolic process, non-stop decay; RNA surveillance. Gene Ontology annotation, cellular component: cytoplasm. The transcript has 13 exons. NCBI's taxonomy places the organism in Eukaryota, Metazoa, Chordata, Actinopteri, Cypriniformes, Xenocyprididae. Bases 163 to 1320 code for a protein of 385 amino acids. The record is from RefSeq and is a predicted model, not a curated record.
UGACGCGAUCAGAAAGCGACAGUUCGAAUCGUCUGAUUCAUUGUAAAGUGGCAGAAUGUGCCAACUCUGAGGCGGAAACGUUACCAAAACCGACGAUUAAAUGGAGUAGGACACUCACAAUCAAAUAUGUAUUUUGUUUUUGAAUAGCUAACCUUUUUGACCAUGAAGCUGGUUCAUAAAGACAUCGAGAAGGAUAAUGCCGGUCAGGUGACCCUAAUACCGGAUGAAGCAGAGGAUAUGUGGCACACCUACAACCUGCUGCAGGUGGGCGACAGCCUCAGAGCCUCAACCAUCAGGAAAGUGCAGACGGAGUCCUCCACGGGCAGUGUGGGCAGUUCACGUGUGCGCACCACACUGACUUUAUGUGUGGAGACGAUAGACUUUGAUUCCCAGGCCUGUCAGCUCAGAGUCAAAGGAACAAAUAUCCAGGAGAACCAGUAUGUGAAGAUGGGUGCCUAUCAUACCAUUGAGCUGGAGCUCAACAGGAAGUUCACUCUCGCCAAAAAAGUCUGGGACAGUGUGGUGUUGGACAGAAUUGAGCAGGCAUGUGAUCCCGCUCAAAAAGCAGAUGUGGCUGCUGUCGUGAUGCAGGAAGGCCUGGCCAAUCUGGUUCUCGUAACUCCAGCUAUGACCUUACUCAGGGCGAAGGUUGAGGUCACCAUUCCCCGCAAGAGGAAAGGCAGCUGUGCUCAACAUGACAAGGCAUUGGACCGAUUUUAUGAGGCUGUCAUGCAGGGCAUUCUGAGACACUUCAAUUUUGAUGUGGUGAAGUGUAUUCUGGUGGCCAGUCCAGGCUUUGUGAAAGAUCAGUUCAUCUCAUACCUUUUUAAAGAGGCAGUGAGACAAGACUGCAAAAUUCUUCUGGAGAACAGAUCCAAAUUCAUGGUGGUUCACUCCUCAUCUGGACACAAAUAUUCUCUCAAAGAAGUGCUGUGUGAUCCAGCAGUCACGGCUCGAUUGUCUGACACCAAGGCAGCUGGAGAGGUCAAGGCUUUGGAAGACUUUUACAAGAUGCUUCAACAGGAGCCUGAUCGAGCUUUCUAUGGAUUGGCUCAUGUGGAAAGAGCGAGUGAAGCUUUAGCCAUCGAUGUCCUGAUGAUCAGUGACAAACUAUUUAGACAUCAAGACAUAGCCACCCGCGGCCGGUAUGUUCGGCUUGUAGACAGUGUAAAGGAAAAUGGAGGAACUGUCAGAAUCUUCUCAAGCCUGCAUGUAUCUGGAGAACAGUUGAAUCAGCUGAGUGGAGUGGCGGCCAUCCUGAGGUUCCCCAUCGCUGACGUGUCUGAAGCUGAGGAGGACAGUAGCUCUGAUGAAGACUAACAUUAUGGUCUUGUGCAAAAGGAUCUAGUAUGAAAGGUCGAAAAUGCUUCACAUUUAGGACUAAAUGGAAUAAGAAUCCAAUAAUGGCCUUAAUAAAGGAUUUGAAAGCAGUUGAAGCAUCACAAAAA